AUGGCAAAAGCUCUAGUUUUUGUUAUUUUGUCCUCCUUCAUUGUAUUUUAUCCUUUACGUAUACUUGAAGAGCUGUUUCCAUUCACCAUGCCUAUACAGGGAGAAUCCAUAGCAUCAUCCUUAAACAUUCAGUUCAUUUUCCUCACAUUAUUUAAACGAGAUGAAGUGACUGACUUAAUUCAAUGUCUAAGCACAUUUGCAGAUUUAAAAUUGUUUUACAUUAUUUCAUCCCUGGGUUUACUUGAUGGUGCGCGCAAAUGGGAUAGAUGGAGAAUUCGUGGAGCAAAACAAUGGAAGAGAGAGUACGCAGAAUCUUCCAAUUCUUAUAGUUCUAGUGAUACAUCAAUUGCGCAAAGUGGGCUCACACCAUCUGUUUUUACGGGGUGUGGUCUGCUGGAAGGGACCCUUGCAUCACAAUGUAUAUUUUACUUCCCGGAUUGCUUUGUAAAACCAUGCUUUUGCAUUCUCCCGUAUCAACGUGCAACAUCUCACAUUGAAGAUCAUCAUUUCACUCUCUUAGCAGAGGUGCCUUACCAUUUUGUGCAGAAGAACAAAAAAAGAAACUUGAUUUCUGAUGUAGAUGUUUUUGUUUUAAGCAUUAUCGUCAUUGGUGUACAGUUGUGCAUAAUUUAA
Molecule: messenger RNA, 633 nt
Organism: Echinococcus granulosus
Lineage: Eukaryota; Metazoa; Platyhelminthes; Cestoda; Cyclophyllidea; Taeniidae
Exons: 5
Coding region: 1-633 (210 amino acids)
Source: RefSeq, a predicted model, not a curated record